This is a messenger RNA of Symbiodinium necroappetens, 729 nucleotides long. The record is from the annotation of a GenBank genome assembly. NCBI's taxonomy places the organism in Eukaryota, Dinophyceae, Suessiales, Symbiodiniaceae.
AUGCUGAAGGAGUCAAGGUUGCGACGGAAGGCUCGUCUGCAAGAAGAACAACACCCAACAGAACCGAUUGACAUCUUCUAUGAGGACGAUGUCAACAUGGGGAUGAUGCCCGGGUCAGGCCUGAAAAGUCCCCGAUACAACGUCGAUGACAUCCCGGUCGACAGAUUACAUCUGGAGCGUGCGCUGGACGACGAUAGCGCGGCGCGGGGAGUAACUGGUCAUCGAUACAUGCACGACGAGAACAAGCUCAUCAAGAAGAAGUACAAGGCCGGGCCGACCACCCAGGCCGAGGUGCGGGAGUGCUCCGCAAGCCUGGAGAAUUGGCAGCUGGGUCUGAUCUCAGUGGGCCCUGGAGUCUUGGAUUUCGGGAAUGUCUACGUGAAAUCUACCGUCGUGAAGUCUUUCUCGGUCUUCAACGAUCUUCCGCAGGCAAUCCUGGUGGCCAUGCAGUAUGACGCCGAAGAGCUUAGCCGUUCCACACCGACAUCACAGGUCGUUCCCUCGGCUCAUGCGGCCGGCUUCGACGUCUCCGUGUGCUCAGCUGUUCCGCAGACGUUUCAGCGACAGGUAGUGUACACGAUCAACGGCAUCCAUCCGUACAAGCUGCUGAUCAAGGCAACGAUCACGCCUGUCCAGAUCAGAAUGUCCCGGGCCGACAUCAAUUUUCGCUUUGGUGAGGACAGUUUGGACAAGACUCUCACUGAGAAGACGCUUGGCUGUGCUACCCCA